Molecule: messenger RNA, 1027 nt
Organism: Lentinula edodes (shiitake mushroom)
Lineage: Eukaryota; Fungi; Basidiomycota; Agaricomycetes; Agaricales; Omphalotaceae
Product: Prephenate dehydratase-domain-containing protein
Exons: 5
Coding region: 90-926 (278 amino acids)
Biological process (GO): L-phenylalanine biosynthetic process
Cellular component (GO): cytoplasm
Molecular function (GO): prephenate dehydratase activity
Source: RefSeq, a predicted model, not a curated record
CUUUAUCUUUUCUUCGGAAGCAUCGGCACUAGUCCUACGAUGAUUGACAGCGAUCAACGUGUAUCUCGUUGAUUUAAAGCGUCUUCGAGAUGAAAGUGGACGUCGGAGUUUUGGGGCCUCUUGGAACCUACACACACCAGGCAGCACAUGAAUACUUUCAAGCUUCGGCCAUCUACAACGAGAGACAGACGAUAGCUGCCACACUCGAGUCCCUCGAAACCCUUGAUUAUGCCGUUGUACCUCGAGAAAACUCCAUUUUCGGCUCCGUUGUCGAAACUUUUGAUGGUCUUAGAGUCUUGAAGCAAGGACUGAUUCAAGGUGAAGUUGUGCUGAAAAUCCAACACUGUCUUGUUGUCAAAAAGGGCGCAAAAAUUUCGGACAUUGAUUGUGUCAUUAGCCAUGAGCAGGCCUUAGGACAGUGCCGAAGAUUUCUCAGUGAACAUUUGCCUUCUGCUACGACCUCCAAGACGACAUCGACUGCGGCUGCAGCGGAAACAGUAUCUAAACUGCAGAAAUUAAAUGUGGCCGCGAUAUGCUCCAAGAUCUGUAUUACGAUGUUUGACGAUUUGGAAAUUCUUCUGGAUGGGAUACAAGAUGAAGACAUCAACUACACGCGAUUUUUCAUUCUGGGAAAAGAUUCUGAAGGCAGACCACCCUUCAAACCUUUGCGACCCACACAUGCCCUAAUACGUGUCACUCCUUCAAAGACGUGUUUCGACUUGGCAGAACUCUUGAAAAUUGUUGAUCUUUCUGUGAAACGUAUAGACCGAAGACCCGCACCAGCUUCCGACCCCUUUCUUGACAUAUAUUUCCUGGAGGUCGUAUCGUCCCCACAUAACCCUUCGGAAUGGCCAGAACAGGUGUCGCAUUCAAUUCUGAGAAUCCGGGACAAUGGCCACUUCGCUGAAAGCAUUGGACUUUGGUAGAUGAUAUUUCCAUAUGCAUUAGACUUUAUACAAAAUUGUUAUACACGACGCCUCUAUAUAUGUACAGUUACAGUAUCCUUUCAUAAUCCGAUAGAACAUAC